AUGGCGACAGCUUUCUUCUUGCUGCCUGCGCUGCUUUUUGCGGCACUGGCGGCCGCCGCGAAAAGCCUCACCUUGGACUUGGAGAGAGGCUGCCAACGGAGCUGUGGCGGCGUCAACGUCCCCUACCCGUUCGGCAUCGGCACAGGCUGCUUUCGCUUGGGCUUCGAGAUCAAAUGCACCGACAACAUGCCUGUUCUAGGGAACACCAGCGACAACAUAGAGGUGCUGAGCCUGUCCUUGGCCCCGCGGCCGGAGGCCAAGGUGAUGCUGCCGGUGGCGUACCAGUGCUACGACUCCACCGAUUACACCAUCAGCACCUACAACGGGUCGGUAGACUUCAACUCGGCCGGUGUCUACCGCAUCUCCAACACCCGGAACGAGCUCUUCGUCCUCGGCUGCAACACCCUCAUCUACACCAGCAGCGGCCCGAAUGGGCGCUACGCCUACACCUACUACGCGGGGUGCGUCGCCUACGCCAAUGACACCCACAGCGCGCAGGACGGAGCCUGCGCCGGAGUCGGCUGCUGCCACGUCGACAUCCCGUCGGGCAUCACGGACAACAGGAUGCGCUUCACCAGCGGUGGCUACUGGUCGCACGCCAACCAGACCUUCUGCCCCUGUGACUACGCUUUCAUCGUGGAGAAAGGCAACUACACGUUCCGGACGGCCAACCUCCGUAUGGAUGGCCGUCGGACCAGCAUGCCGCAGGUGCUGGACUGGGCCAUCCGUGGAAGCAGCAGCGGCAGUUCCCUGUCGUGUGCCGAGGCGGCCACCAUGCCGGAUGAUCACACCUGCGUCAGCAAACACAGCGAGUGCGUCGACUCCACCAAUGGCCCCGGAUAUUUCUGCAACUGCACCCAAGGCUACGAGGGAAACCCGUAUCUUGACAACGGAUGCACGAAUAUAAAUGAAUGUGAACGACAAUGGGAAUUCCCUUGCAAUGGUGUAUGCCAUGACACUGAGGGUUCAUAUGAUUGCAAAUGCCAUCCUGGCUAUGAGAGUAGAGGUGAUCCAAAAGAAAUUCCAUGCAAUCCAAAAUUCCCACUUCCAGCAAGAAUUGCUCUAGGUGUCAGCAUAGGUGUGUUCUUCUUGGUUGUUGUGCUACUCUUGGCAUUCAUAAUGCACCAAAAGAGGAAACUUGCGGUACAUUUUGAAAUGAACGGGGGUAACAUACUUAAAAAGGUCAUAGGCUUGACAAUUUUCACACAGAAGGACCUCAGCAAAAUCACAAAGAAUUAUUCAGAGAUACUGGGUAAUGGAUUCUUUGGUAAAGUUUACAAAGGAACUCUACCUGAUGAAAGUAAAACAGUGGUGGCAGUUAAAUCUUUUAUCAAGGUGGAUGAAGAGAGAAUAGAGGAAUUUACCGAGGAAGUGAUGAUCCAGUUGAAAAUGAACCACCCUAACGUUCUCAAGCUCAUGGGUUGCUGCCUCCAGUUGGAUGUUCCAAUGUUGGUGUACGAGUUUGCUGCCAAUGGGAGCCUCAGAGACAUUGUCCACAUGAACAAAAGGCAAAAACUUUCAGCAGAGUUACGAUUGGACAUUGCAAUUGGGUCUGCCAAAGGAUUGAGUUAUAUGCACUCUCAGGAAAUACGACAUGGUGAUGUGAAACCAGACAACAUACUUCUCAGUGAAAAGUUAAUACCAAAGAUAUCAGAUUUUGGGCUGUCUAAACUGCUUAAACUAAAGGAAAUAAUUGCUAAGAAGGUGGUUGGAUGCGAGGGUUACAUGGAUCCGGUGUUCAGGAACACAGGUGUAUUAACACCAAAGAGUGAUGUCUACAGCUUUGGAGUUGUUCUCCUAGAACUCAUAUCUAGGAAACAAACAGUAUAUGGGCAAAGCGGUAGCCUCAUCAUUGAGUUCCGCCAUAUCUAUCAUACAGAAAAGAGUGGGAGGUCAAUGUUCGAUGACGAGAUUGUAACGGAAGAAGAUAUCUUGAUCCUGGAAGAAAUUGGUAAGCUAGCAAUGAUGUGUCUAAAAGAAAAUCAAGAUGGCCGGCCUGAUAUGACAGAUGUAGCCGAACAACUUGUCAAGCUUAGAGAGAGGAGCAGUUUUAACAUGCUUCCUCCUACCCCCUCUUUUCACAUAAGAGGCAAUAGUAUAUAA
This is a messenger RNA of Hordeum vulgare subsp. vulgare (domesticated barley), 2103 nucleotides long. RefSeq names its product wall-associated receptor kinase 5-like. The transcript is spliced from 3 exons. Gene Ontology annotation, biological process: cell surface receptor signaling pathway; protein phosphorylation. The record is from RefSeq and is a predicted model, not a curated record. NCBI's taxonomy places the organism in Eukaryota, Viridiplantae, Streptophyta, Magnoliopsida, Poales, Poaceae. Bases 1 to 2103 code for a protein of 700 amino acids. Gene Ontology annotation, molecular function: calcium ion binding; ATP binding; protein serine/threonine kinase activity. Gene Ontology annotation, cellular component: plasma membrane.